AUGAUUCAGGAUCUACUGGGUCGGCUCGGCACCGCCGCCGGCUGCCACCUGCUCUCUGGAAAGCGUCUCGGCGUGGCGUUUUACAGAAAGUCCCACCUUGCCAUCGUCCAGAAGGUGAACAACGAGGGCGAGGGAGAUCCGUUCUACGAGGUGUUGGGGUUGGUCACUCUAGAAGACGUGAUCGAGGAGAUAAUUAAAUCAGAGAUUCUGGAUGAAUCUGACAUGUACACUGACAAUCGCACCAGGAGGAAAGUUGCACCUGAUAAGAACAAGAGAGACUUUUCUGCCUUCAAACACGAGAGCGAAUCGAAGGUGAAGAUCUCUCCUCAGCUGCUGCUGGCCGCGCAUCGCUUCCUGGCCACAGAAGUGAGCUUGUUCAGUCCCUCUCAGAUCUCUGACAAGGUGCUGCUGCGGAUCCUCCGCUAUCCUGAUGUCAUCCAGGAGAUCAAGUUCAACGAAAGCGACAAGCGAUCGCAUCGUCACUACAUCUAUCAGAGAGGCAAGGCGGUCGACUACUUCAUCCUCAUCCUGCAGGGGCGAGUGGAGGUGGAGGCCGGAAACGAGAACAUGAAGUUUGAGGCCGGAGCGUUUUCGUAUUAUGGCGUCAUGGCGCUCAGUGCUCCCACUCAGGUGGCCGCGCCGCGCAAUCGCCUGCUCUCCUUUAAGAGGUUUUCUCUGUUCUCUCGGUUGCCAGGUAAAACAGUUUCCUAUGACUCACUGAGGCCCCCUGCUGGACGACUCACACCAACCGUAGAGUUUCGCUCGCCGUCCCACCUCAGCGGGUUGAACCGGACGGCGUCUCUGAGCGGGGCGGACCGGACCGACUCCCUGGCCGUCAGCGGGAGCAACAGCCAGCUCAACAGCAGCAUGGCUGCGCAUCACUACACCCCCGACUUCAACGUCCGGGCGCUCACCGACCUGCAGUUCGUCAAGAUCACGCGUUCGCAGUACCAGAACGGCCUGAUUGCGUCUCGCCUGGACAGCACGCCUCAGUCCCCAGAGAGCUCUCACUACUCCCAGGAGGAGACGUCGCCCUCGGCAGCCAUCUUGGACCUGGAAGCAGACUCCGCCCUGACGGAGAACGGCCCGGACGAGAAGACGCUGCUGCUGCUGCUGAACGAGCAGACGGCGGCGGUGCCGACGGCGAACCACCAUCACAACCAGCUGGACAACAGCGUCUGACCCCGAGCUUCCCCUCCCUGCCAGGGGGGGGCGCUGUCAGCACCAAAAGUCCCAGAGACAAGCCAUGCGCGCAUAUCAUGUAAAUAUGCGGGAAUUCAAAAUACCAACAAACACUGAUGAGCCAAAACAUUACAACCACUUAAAACUCUU
Messenger RNA from Poecilia latipinna (sailfin molly), 1332 nucleotides. RefSeq names its product metal transporter CNNM4-like. Gene Ontology annotation, cellular component: plasma membrane. The transcript is spliced from 9 exons. The record is from RefSeq and is a predicted model, not a curated record. Gene Ontology annotation, molecular function: magnesium ion transmembrane transporter activity; sodium ion transmembrane transporter activity. The coding region runs from base 1 to 1182 and encodes 393 amino acids. Lineage: Eukaryota; Metazoa; Chordata; Actinopteri; Cyprinodontiformes; Poeciliidae. Gene Ontology annotation, biological process: magnesium ion homeostasis; magnesium ion transport.